GCUGUCUCAUAAACUAGGAUGGAGAACCAAAAUCACACAGUGGUAACUGAAUUCAUCCUGAUGGGCAUCACUGACCACCCUGAGCUGCAGUCCUCAUUGUUUGGUUUGUUCCUUCUCAUCUAUCUAAUAUCACUGGUGGGAAAUUUGGGAUUGAUUGUCCUUACAAUGGUGGACUCCAGGCUGCAAACACCCAUGUAUUUCUUUCUCAGACACCUCGCUACUACUGACCUUGGUUAUUCAACAGCUGUGGGACCCAAAAUGUUACAAAAUUUUCUUGUAGAUCAAAAUAGAAUAUCCUUUAACCUUUGUGCUACACAGUUAGCCUUCUUUCUUCUGUUCAUUGCUUGUGAACUUUUUAUUCUGUCUGCAAUGUCCUAUGACCGCUAUGUGGCUAUCUGUAAGCCUCUGUUCUAUAUGGUCAUCAUGUCAAAAAGGCUAUGCUGGGUGCUUGUAGUAAUCCCUUAUGUUUACUGUACAAUUGUGGCUCUUUUAAUCACAAUUAAGAUUUUCACUUUGUCUUUCUGUGGCUCCAAUGUCAUCAGUCAUUUCUACUGUGACAGUCUUCCUUUGUUAUCUUUGGUCUGCUCAAAUACACAAGAAAUUGAAGUGAUAAUGUUGUUCUUAUCAGCUUUUAAUUUAAUUUCCUCUCUUCUGCUUGUUCUUGUGUCCUACCUGCUCAUCCUUAUAGCUAUACUUAGGAUGAACUCUGCUGAGGGCAGGCGCAAGGCUUUCUCCACCUGUGGAUCCCACCUGACUGUGGUCACUGUCUUCUAUGGAACGUUGAUAUUUAUGUACAUGCAGCCCAAAUCCAGUCAUUCCUUUGACACUGAUAAAUUAGCUUCAGUUUUUUACACCCUGAUUAUCCCCAUGUUGAAUCCUUUGAUCUACAGCUUGAGGAAUAAAGAUGUAAAAGAUGCUCUUCAUAGGACAGGGAAAAAACUACACAGUGUUUGCUUUUGAAAUCCACACAGGAUUCAAUU
Messenger RNA from Mus caroli (Ryukyu mouse), 980 nucleotides. Its product is annotated as olfactory receptor 8K3-like. Gene Ontology annotation, biological process: G protein-coupled receptor signaling pathway. NCBI's taxonomy places the organism in Eukaryota, Metazoa, Chordata, Mammalia, Rodentia, Muridae. Gene Ontology annotation, molecular function: G protein-coupled receptor activity; olfactory receptor activity. The record is from RefSeq and is a predicted model, not a curated record. Gene Ontology annotation, cellular component: membrane.